CCAGACAGCCCACGACAGGAGACACCAGAGGACAACUUCCCUAGGUUCCUCACACUACACCCAAAUCCCAUUCCCAAGUCCCCUCUACCCCCAAUCCCCCCCUCUAGUCCUGCCCCAUCACUCUUUCUUUCCCACCUCACCGAACCGACGACACGCUCCGGCCCCCCGAUUACGAAAUUUCCUUUUUUUUUUCGACACCACGACCUUCGCCCUUCUGUGCCUCGCCGUGUUUCGAGAAAGCGCCCCUUCCACCCUUUCACCUUUCGAUUCGCGUCCGCCUUCUACAAGCUCCCCAUCUCGGCCUCUCUCUUUUUUUUGUCGUUAACGUCCCAACUCGAAAUCUCAGUCUCGCUCGCCCGUGUCGUCUCAUAGCAUCUUGUCUCUGGGCUGUCUGUUUGCUUGUCUACUACGCAUCUCUUUCGUUCUCGGUUCGCUAUUUGUCCUCACGCAGAAACGAACCACACCGAAAAAAAAAAACAUUGACCACGCCGUCUGCUCGGACCAGCUUGCUCCCAACUCCCAUCCGAUAAUUCUGGCCCUCCCCGAUGUCCCGUCUCCAGUAACGGCCGAAUUUGCAGUUGUCAGUCGUGACGCGGCACUGCCUCUACCCCAUACUCCUUUCCCUCAGCCUGCGACUCCCGACGGGUUGUGACCGGGCUUGAGACCGCCAGACCAGGCAAGAAAGUUCACGGUGACAGUGGGCUUCUUCUUCAGAGACGAACAACAUCAUCUACCUCCCUCUUUGGCCGCCGGGCGACCUUCAGUUCUAUAGUGUCACCAUCGUUAAAAAAGGUCUUCGUACCACCAUACACGGGGUCUCGAUUUAUUUGAAAAGGCUCCGUUCUUGUCAACGCAAUUGGCAGGUGAGUUCGAUGCUGGGACUUGUCGUCCCCCCCAUUGAUCAGCACAAUUGCAAAAAAAAAACGUGGGGAUCACCUUGCCUUUUUCAGCAAACACACAUUUCUGUCCUCAGUUGAGCUACGCACUUUGCCAUUGUCUUUUUCCCGAGACUCUUGAUGAAUGGUCUCGCUGACAGACUCCAUGCAGAAACCCUGCCUUAAUACUUUCGUUCAACCUCGCAAUCUGCUUGUCAAAGUUUGAGCACCGUCGGGCAGCUCAUCUCUCCGAGACUUUGAACAAGAACAUCCAUCUAGUUCUGCCUUGGAUCUGAACAGAUCUCCAGAUAUCAUGGCCGCACUGGUACAAGGAUAUCCACAGCAAUCUGGGACAGUCACAAUGCUUCAGACCAGACCGGCCUCAGCCUCGGGCAUGCUGCCAGUUCAGUCGAAUGCGCAAUAUGCUCAGGGUGGAGCUCAUAGAAAUAGUAUCCACGGCUUGCCCACAGGAGUGGCUUCUCCUGUGGUGUACCGUGGCGGCUCAGGGUCUGUCCAACCUUAUGCCUACACAGGCACACCCAGCCUUAAUCCGACGACACAAUGGCAACAGGUCAGGUCACACCGGACAUCAUCCUCGCCAGCAGUGCCGACUAUCCAGACGCUGGACUAUCUACAGCCUGGUGUGGCCCGCUCCCGGUACGCGGCCAGCAACUCCAUGACAAACUUGCCUAGUACGGCAUCCAUCAGUUUGACGGGUGCCGGGUCUCGGGAUGAUUCAGCCCUGCCGUCAUCAGGAACACGCAGAGCCGGUGCGCAGGCAUCACAGAUGAACGGAACAUCGCUGUCGCCACCGAUUGCACAGGCGGCGCCGCGGGUGUCACCGGAAAGAUAUAGGAGAACUGCGCUGCGGUCUUCUGACUCGGCGGGCUCGGGCCUAGGGAAACAGCCCCAGGAAACGGCAACCGCUGGGCGCCCAGGCCACACUCGGAGUGCAUCGGAUCAAAAGCCUGUGAUGCUGCGGACUCCCCAGUUGCACCAGAUGAACAGGCCAAACAGCUAUAUCGGCUCGGUAUCUGGGUCGGCGAUUGACGACAUGGGGUUUGUCCGCGGUCAGGGACAAGAGGAACCUAGAAGAACUCGCAGACGCAGCUUGCCCGCAUUGGAUUCUGCCGGUUUUUCCACGCCCUUGACCCCGCCCGAGCUUAAGCAGCCGGAACUACCAAGCCGUCCAGAUCGACCAGCAUCGGCCAAGGUGGCCGAAAAGAAGAACAACAACCCCAACAAAACCACCAAAGCUGGAAGCAACAAGGCCGGCGACAGAAACAACAGCAGCGCUACUACUGACGCCCGUCUUGGCAGCUCGGACAGCCGGUCCUCUGGCCGCAGCGCUGGAAGCAACAAUUCCAGAGCUUCCUCUUCUUCGGCCAACCGCAGCGCGAAGGCUUCCAACCCCACCGGAAACCCCGCCCCGUCUUCCUCCUCGCCUUCUGAGCAGACGGGCAACAGCCAAGAUUAUCCCCGGCUGGUCAACAUUCCCCCACGAAGUUCAUCGUCCGAUGCUGCAACUCCGAAGCGUGCCGUCAAUUCGUCUCCCCUUUCCAAGGCAAUGGGCACGGAGACUGAGAAUGGCGUUUCGGCCGAUGCCGCCGACAGCGCGAUUCAGGAGGCCGUGAAGCCGACCACGCCUCGCGUCGAGAGUCCGGCCGCCAGGCAGCUGGCUGCCAUCAACGAGAAGGGAGGGAAGCCAAAGAACAAGACAUCGAGACUUAGGAGAGCCUUCUCCUUUGGCAGCGCGGCAGAGUUCCGGAAAGCGGUACAUGCUAACAGCGAAGCCGCCGAGAAUGGGCCAGGCAAGCUCCAGAAGGAGCAGAACCAGGAGGAUGCGUACGAGACGGAACAAGCCCGCAUCGCCCAGCGACAAGAGGAGGCUGGCAUCGGCAGCAACAUCUACGGCGGCAGACUCUUCUCGGGAUCGACCGAUAACCUAUCAAUCUCAUCAACGGCAUCCUCGGCUUCGAUUAUGAUUCGGAAGAUGGGUCGUGGAAUGAAGAAGGGCGGUCGUUCCCUUGUCGGCCUUUUCCGGCCUAAGUCCAUCAUUGGUGUGCCGGCGGCCGAUGCCAGGAUGCCCGAGGCCAUGGAAGCUACCGUCUCCAUGGUCAAUGUCGAGGCCGAGCGCGAGCGUGUCAAUGUGAACGCCGACCCUCGAACGCAAUCCGGUGGCGGUACCGGCUUCCCUCGUCUCGAGCGAAAUUCCAUCGACGCCGCCAAUGUACCCACACUCGAAGCGGACCCACGAUCUAGCACAGGCACAGACAGCUCGGCAGCACGAAAGAGCAUUGUUGGCGGUGAGAAGGAACGUGCCGAGGUCUUGGCUGCUGUCCGAAAGGGCAUCUUGAAGAAAGACCGCAAUGGCUCCGCCAGCCCAUCUCCACGCGUUACAGAACCGCCUCAUGCUCCUAACGUCACCGAUUCCCCUACCUCCAGCGCUCCCAGCACCCCCAAUGAUGAGCAGCAAGGACACAGACGGACUGCGCCUGUCACCAUUGGCAGUGAGGAUUACUUUGUUUCGGCCCUCCGUCUCCGCCAGGACACCAAGAGCGCGCCCGGAACCCCUCAGGGCAGCCUGAAGCGCAACGCCACCUUCAGCCCCCGCAUCAUCACCUUUGAGACAUGGCCGAGCGGGGAGUACGAUCGCCGUGGUGACAUCGCGACGUGCAACCGCCUGACGCCAAUGCUUGCUCAGCAGAUCAAGGAAGAGCUGAACACAUUCAAGAUGGAGAUGGAGGUUCACGAAAACUCCAAGAUUUACACGCAUUUCUUCUAAUGAUUCAAGACGAAUGGCCCGCACCCCUUUCAAGCACAGCAGCACCUCUCUCGGCUCGAUUCUCUUUUUUCUGCACCAAGGGCGGCGAAGACGACCUCCCGUCGUGUAUUUGACCAAAGGAUUUGCACAAUUCCCAGGCGUUUUUCUUUUUCUCUCAUGGGACAAAGCAUAGUAAGGUGUCAUGGCGUUGAUUUAAGUCUUUUUUUUCUUGUUCUCACAUUGAUCUCGACAAACUUUUUUGUUUCUCUUUAUUUCCGUCUAGAAUCUGGCACACAGCAGCACAGCGAAAUUUAAUUACAAGCGGGGUAUGGGGGUGAAUACGGCCACGGGUUCACCUUGAUCCUUUUUCUUAUUUUCCUAAACAAAAUUAUGUUUCUGGUUCAUUCAGCGAAGUGGGGAGAUGUGUGCGUGUGUGCGUACGUGGUUGAGAGUUGAGUACUGUCUGUCAGCGAAAGUGAAGCGAAUUUUAUCUUUAACAAGCAGAGAUGUGGCUAGAGGUGUAAGGGUUGAUGGGUGAUGAGUGAUGUUGAAAGACAGAAGACAGCGUGAAGUUUUUUAAUAGAUGUGUCUGGUGUUUUGACCAGGGGGGGG
Messenger RNA from Podospora pseudocomata, 4251 nucleotides. RefSeq names its product bud neck involved protein (gene BNI4). The transcript is spliced from 4 exons. NCBI's taxonomy places the organism in Eukaryota, Fungi, Ascomycota, Sordariomycetes, Sordariales, Podosporaceae. The record is from RefSeq and is a predicted model, not a curated record. Gene Ontology annotation, molecular function: actin binding. Bases 1189 to 3660 code for a protein of 823 amino acids. Gene Ontology annotation, biological process: actin cytoskeleton organization.